This is a messenger RNA of Wasmannia auropunctata (little fire ant), 1345 nucleotides long. RefSeq lists its product as uncharacterized. The transcript is spliced from 3 exons. Bases 261 to 695 code for a protein of 144 amino acids. NCBI's taxonomy places the organism in Eukaryota, Metazoa, Arthropoda, Insecta, Hymenoptera, Formicidae. The record is from RefSeq and is a predicted model, not a curated record.
GAACUACUGAAACGUUCGCCGAUCUAUCGAGCAGACACCAAGGAUAUCGUGAGGGUGAGAAAGAAAUUGUAAGGUGUCAGUGACUUGAGUUUAGUCUUUCUACGAGUGUGAUAUUUGUCCUUAAUCGCUCGAUUUAUUAUUCAAUCUACUAUAUAAAUUGUUAAGAAGAUUUGUUUGCCAAUCGCUCAUUCUUUUGCGUACAAGUAUCUCCGUAUCGUUGCAACAACCGAGACUACUACUUCAAAUUGUUUGAAAUUGAAAUGCGGACACGGAUGAAUCUGGCUCGUUUCUUCUGUUGUUUGCUUGUCACCGUUAUCGGAAUGACGAUUGCCUGUGCCGAGACGGAGCCCAUGGCUAGAUUAACUAGAUUGCAGAAGACAAUCAGCUCAGACAUCCAGCUAAAGAGACUCGCUGAUUUCGUUAGAAAUUAUUAUGACACAUUCGGAAAACCAAGACAUGGCAAACGAAGUGAUGCUGCGCCGAUGAUGGAGCUGAAUGCCUCUUUCAAGACCCUGAAGAUGAUUCGGGAUGCGCAGCGGCAAAACGAACAACCAAGGCAAGAGAACAGGCAGAACAAAGAGCAAAUCCUGCUCCGCGACUUUCCGAGCUUGGACGCCGACGAGUAUACGUUGUACGACGCUACACGAUCUGGCUCUCGUCCGGAUGUAAUCGGCAAAUAUUACAACGAUGUAUAAUAAACAAUCCCCAAGCCGGUAAUGUCCUCCUCCUUCUAACAUCGAGAUUAAUUUCCUCUCGAUAUUGGAAUAAAUCGAAGUUCUCUAUCGUUCCGCAUAAUCGCAAUGCCUAUUGAUGUUAAAUUCCGCUUUUUUCUCUUUGUAGUUUAAUUGUUUGGAUAUCUCAUGAUACAUAGAUAAAAAUAAUAUGAUAUAUAGAUAAAGAGAGUAUAUUGGAAAAUGACGAGUUAGAAUGCUUUUUAAAGCGUUACGGAGGUGUAAUUUCUCGUUGAGAUAAAUGGAAAUUUACAUUGAAAAAUCAAUACCUGGAAUAAUGCUUGAAAUAAAUAAAAUUAUAUAAAAUUAUAUAAUAUAAAUUGACGUAUCACAAUUGUAAUCCUACUUAACUUUGCAUAAAUAUAAAUUUAACUUGUGCAAAAGUCUAUUGUUAAUAAUAUUUAAAAUGUAUAAUAAAGAUGAAUUUGAUUUAAACAUCUACUUUCAGAUGUAAUUUAAACAAGAAAUAAUGGAGAAUUAUAACUCGCUAAUUCAUUAUAAUACAAUAAUUAGAAAAUGAACGACAGCUUUCAGCAAUUAACAAGUUAUAAUACAAUGUGGCGGUACUGUUUGAUGAUAACGGUUCAUUAUUCUAUAAAUAAAUAAUUAUUGAC